Bursaphelenchus okinawaensis is the source of this 3262-nucleotide messenger RNA. Lineage: Eukaryota; Metazoa; Nematoda; Chromadorea; Rhabditida; Aphelenchoididae. The record is from the annotation of a GenBank genome assembly.
AUGGUGAGGAAAGAAGAGUACUUUGUACUAGUUUGUGGAGCAGAAGGGGUUGGCAAAACUGUAAGUUUUUUGGUUUUUUUUUGUUGUUUUUUGUUUAGGAGACAAGACAGAAAUUAAUAAAGCUUUAAAGAGUUGUAAAAUACGUUAUCAUCAUCAGCCCUUUUUAAAAGUUGUUAGAAUGCAAGCUUAUUGAUACUUCUAAAUGUUAUUCUCACUUUUUUAUGUUUAAAAAAUGUCAAUUUAUCUUCAUGAACAAUUGAGGUACCUAAAAUAAUGUAAAAUUGUAGACGUUUGCUGAACAGCUUCGUGUUCAAUGUGAUUCGAGGUUUAAAAUGCCAAAGAGGACGACAUCAACGAUUGGCUUGAACUGUAUGUUAGAUUAUACUUCUUUAUCAACAAAAUUUAAAUCUUUUAAUUCAAUUCACCUUGUUUUAGUGGUCAAGUUUGAAACUGAUGGAUUUAUUUUAAAUUUAUGGGAUGUUGGAGGUAACGUGGAGUUGCAAGAUCUUUGGACAAAGUAUUUGGAUGAUUGUCAUGCUAUAAUCUUUGUAGCAGAGACAACAACAGAUACGGGGAAGAUCAAGGAAAGUCUACAAGCAUUUGGUAAGAUAUUCUUUAUAGUUUUAUUGGUUUUAAGGUUAAAAUACGAGAUUAGUUGCCAUUUUUUCUGUUACCAAUGACACGUGGACACGAACGCAUUAGUUUUAAAUGUUAAAGACUUUUAAAAUGCCGUAAAUAUGUUAAUUUACAAAAAAGUUACAAGCCAGAUGUCUAACUUUAAAAAUUUAGGUAUAAAAUUUGACAUUCUUUUGUAAAACUGUUUAAAAAGUUAUAAAAAGUAUAUGAUCAACCAUGUUUGUACAAAAUUUCUUUCUAUCGGACUAUCAGUUUUUAUAGUUAUCCCGAAAUUACUCUGACCAUCGUGAAUAUCAUGAAGUCAAGCUUUCAAUUGCCAUAACUUUUUCGAACAACAUUUUUUGAAGACAAAAUUAUGAUAUAUAGUUUAUUAAGGUUUAAUUUAUCUUAUUUGAAAGUUUUAGCCAAAAAUCUUGUCAGCUUUUGCAGUUACAGAUGAUAAUAAGAAUGCUAUCAUUGACCUAUCAAGUAUAGCUUUAUGAAUUUUUUGCCGUUUUAUGUUUUUCAAAGAAAGUUGUUGCCAUUUUAUUGUUUGUAAAGAAAGUUCUUGCCGUUUCAUUGUUUGUAAAGUAAUUUCUUGCUAUUUUAUGCCUUGGGAAGAAAGUUCUUGCUUAUGUUAUCCAAAAGAAGCGUUAAUUUGUACCUUGCAGCUUGCGGGUGUCAAUUUAUACCAUGAAUGCCAUUUUUUGAUUUGUAGACAAAGUUCUUGUCAUUUUUUGUUUUGUAAAGCAAGUUUUUGCCAUUUUAUGUUCGGGAAAGAAGGUUCUUGCAAUUUUAUGGUCUGUAAACAAAGUUCUUGCAAACUUAAAAAAAUGCGACCUCAAAGUGACUCAGAGUUUAUUUCUGUCAUUUAAUAUUAUAAUAUAAUAGUUUUUGUUCGAAAAGUUUUCGAAAAUCCCGUAAAAUGGUGCAAAGUCGACCGAGAGUCGACUGGAUAUAACAAUAUUUUGGUAUAAAGAAAAAGACAAAAGGGUAAUAUAACGUGAAACUGGUGGAAUAAUAGUGAUAAUAACAAUAAGAGAUGUAUAAUUACAGUCGUAUAGGAUAUAUAAGGUAUUGAAGUAAAAGAUAUUUUAUGUUACAAUAGGGGGAUACGGUAAAAGCUACUAGUAGGAUACGGUAGACGCUAUAAAUAGGAUACAGUAGCUGCUAAUAGGAUACAUAUUGAAUAAGAUAUAAGGUUAGAAAAUGUUUAUAAUUAGGUUUACAAUAGUCAUAUGAAGAUAAUAAGGUCAUUUUGGUAUGGAACUUGGGUUUAGACUGUUAUCAUAGCCUAAAAUAUGUAUCAAGGACAUUGUUUUAGGUAUCUUAUGGGACUGAAUCACUGUUUUUUUAAUAGAUUUGGUCAUUUCUAAUCCUAAAAAUACUAAAAGAUCUUUUUUUUUAGAAAAAUGUUACCUAAAAUACUACUUUUUGGAAAAAUAUUACCUAAAAUUUGUUUUUUUUUCAAAAAGUGUUACCUAAAAUACUAUUUUUAGAAGAAAAAGUCAAAAAUAGCCCUAAAAUUUAAUUUUUCUUACAAAAUGUUACCUAAAACACUAUUUUUCUAAAUAAUGUUACCUAAAAUACUACUUUUUAAUAAAAUGUUACCUAAAAUCUAAUAAAAGUCAUUUCAGAUCGAGUUCAGUCCCAUAAAAAGGCCCCAACAGUACCAUUAAUGAUUCUCAUGAACAAAUCAGACCAACUAGAGGAAAUUGUAGACGACUGUCACAUCGAAGGCCGAAUAAGGGAUUCCAAUAUCUCUCGAGGCGAUCUCUUCAAAUUCAUUGAAAAACAGGAAAAUACCCCAAUUGGCGUGGUCGAUACGAGCUUUUUGGUCGAUAAAGAAGCUAAAGUUGUCGAUAAGGAUGUUGUAGUUGAUAAGGCCGCUAAGGUAUUCAAUAAGGAUGCCAAGUCAGUCGAUGAUAAGGUCAAAUCGACCGAAAACAACAUGAAAGUGGUCGUUAAACCCCAACUAUCCGACUGGCAAAGCUUCAGCAUCGAAUCGACCGAACCAGAAUCGAGUACAGCUGACGAUGUGAAUCAUAAACUUCAGAAUCAUUUCGAUUCCAGUCAAAACUCGUCGAAUUUGAGUGAAAUUUCGUGGAAAAACGACCAAAAUUCAUCGAAAAUCGACCGAAAACCAUCGCCAAACCCUCAAAAAUCGACCAAAAAUGGUUGGACCGAGACGGACGAUGAACAAUAUGAUCAGUUCAAGGCCUACGGAUGGGACUUUCAAGAGCCCAGUCAUGGUGAAGGGGCUGUGAAAGAGGUUGAAGAUGGUAGAAGGGGCCAAAAUGAUGUUGUGGUAGGUGGAAAUGGCGAAAUUGAUGUUGGAGAUGGUAAAAAUGGUCAACUUGGUUUGGAAUCGGCUUCACGGUAUGAUGCUGUUCAUAGUAGAAGUACUGUGGAUGAUGGUGAGCACGGUAGAAGCCAUCAGAACGAUGUAGAUAACGGUAGAAGCCAGAACGGUGAAGUGUCAAGGAAUGUAGAUGUACAAGAUACGAAGAAGGAUAAUGAUAACAGUGAAGAUAUAGUAAACUUGAUGGAAGUGUUGCGCGAACGUGCGGACGACUCUCACCGUGCCGACAUGGCCGUCUUCUCGAUUUCCGCUCUAAAAGUACACAAUUUGGAACGUUGCAGGUGA